AUGGUUGCCAAAUAUGGUCCCGGUUUUCAACCUCCAACAAGUCAUGAGUUAAAGACUUGGAUUUUGAAGGAAGAAGUUCAAGAUGUUCAAAAGUUGAUGGAAGAGCACAAAAAGGAUUGGAACAAAUAUGGAUGUAGUAUUAUGUCCGAUGGUUGGACGGAUGGCAAGAGUAGGGUUAUACUUAAUUUUUUAGUAAAUAGUCCUAAGGGUACGUGGUUCUUGAAAUCGGUAGAUGUAUUGGAUACAAUAAAAAAUGGAGAGUUGAUGCUAAACUACUUGGACAGAGUUGUAGAAGAGGUAGGGGAAAAUAAUGGCAUCCAAGUAGUCACGGACAAUGCUUCCAAUUACAAGUGGGCGGGAAAGGAAUUGAUGUCAUAUAGAAGCAACCUGUGGUGGACACCUUGUGCAGUUUAUUGCAUUGAUUUGAUGUUAGAAGAUAUUAGCAAGUUGAAAGUGUUUGAAACCACCACUCAAAGAGCUAAGCAAAUUGUGAAGUUCAUUUAUGGCCAUACACAAGUACUUGCUAUCAUGAGGAAAUUCACAUCAAAUAAGGAGAUUAUUCGGCCGGCGGUAACAAGGUUUGCAACCUCUUUUCUCACUCUUCAAAGUUUAUAUAAGCAAAAAGGAGCUCUUAUUAGUAUGUUCCAAUCAAACGAUUGGUUGGAAUGUGAGUCUACAAAACAUAAGGAAGCUAAUGAUGUGAAGAAGUGGAUCCUCCGUGAUGGGAGUUUUUGGAACCAUGUGGCUUAUUGCAUAAAAAGUGUGAUGCUACUUGUUUGUGUCUUAAGAGAGGUUGAUUCGGAAGUGAGACCGGCAAUGGGAUUUAUUUAUGAGUUGAUGGAUGCCGCUAAGGACAAGAUUGCAACUAAUCUUGGAAAUGUGGAAGCUAAGUAUCUUCCAAUUUGGAGGAGGAUAGAUAAUAGGUGGACUCCACAACUUCAUCAACCAUUGCAUGCGGCGGGUUAUUACUUGAAUCCUAAAUUCUGA
Messenger RNA from Argentina anserina (silverweed cinquefoil), 987 nucleotides. RefSeq lists its product as uncharacterized. Bases 1 to 987 code for a protein of 328 amino acids. The transcript has a single exon. NCBI's taxonomy places the organism in Eukaryota, Viridiplantae, Streptophyta, Magnoliopsida, Rosales, Rosaceae. The record is from RefSeq and is a predicted model, not a curated record.